UAAUAUAAAAGCUAUAUAAUAUCCUUUCUUUAUAUAAUUAGUAAAAUAAUAAAAAGAAUAAUAAUAUUAGAGAUAGAUAAAAUUUUUUUUUUUUUUAAAAUAUAUAUUUAUUUAUGUGCAACAAAUAAUAAAAAAAUAAAAAAAUAAAAAAAAACAACAAUUAUAAUCUAAUUAAUAAGAAAUUCCUUUUUUUUCUUUUUUCAUUUAUAUAAAUUAAAUAGUUUCAAUAAUCAAAUAUAUUAUUUUAAAUACUGUUAGUAAUAAUUAUUAUAAUAGCUUUGAAUUAAUUAAUUUUUAAUUUAAUUUAAAAUUGUAUAUACAACAAUAAUUAUAAUCUUUUUUUUUUUGUAAUAAUAUUUUAACAAUAAUAAUAUUGUUUUUUAAAUAAAAUAAUAAUAAAAAUAAUAAUAAAAAUAAAAAUAAUAUAGUUUUAAAAUUAAAUAUAUAAUUAUAAAUAAUGACAACAACUCAAACAUUUAGUCAAGAGUUAAUUGUAGCAAUUGAACAAAAUGAUAUAAAUAAAGUAAGAAAACUUCAUAGUAAGAAGAGAAUUACUAGACAAAAUAUUGUUGCAUUCGAUGGAUUUGGACAAUCACCAAUUACAGCAGCAGUAAAGAAUAAUAAUGAAGAGAUAUUAGAUCUCCUUUUACAACUUUGUAUCACACUAAAAGCUGACAUCAACAACAGAGACAAGAAUGGUUUUACAGCACUUCACCAAGCAGUCUACUAUGAAGAUAAGAUUCUCAUGAAAUUAUUACAGUAUGAUAAUAUUAAUGUCGAUGUUCAAAAUGAAGACUACAAUACUCCAAUCCAUUAUUUUUGUCAAAAAUUUAAAUAUCCAAGUUGUCAAGAGCCAUUCCAACUUUUCAUUCAAAAGGGUGUCAAUGUAAAUGCUCAAAAUAAGAAUGGGGAAACUCCAUUACACAAGGCGAUCUUUAAUAACUAUGUACGUCUCAUUUUAGUUAACUUACUCUUAAAGAAUGGUGCAAAUGUAAAUUUAGUAACAAUGAAUCAAGAGUCUCCACUCCAUUAUGCCGUUCGUUUAGGUCGUGAAGAUUUGGUAUCUGUUUUAUUAAAGGCUGGUGCUGAUGUCGAUUUCGUCGGUACCAAAGAUAAAAAGACUCCAUAUGAAUUGGCCAUCGAUGAGGGUUCAAAAGAAAUGAUUGCACGUAUUAAAAAAUAUAAAGUUCUUUUCCAAUGGUUACAAGAGCACGAUUUAGAACAAUAUAAAGAUGCUUUCUUAAAAGAAGAAAUAUUUUAUGACGAAAUUAGUGAAAUGAAUGAAGCAAUGGUCGAUAAAAUGGGCUUUUCAAAAGGUCAUAGAUUAAGAAUUAUAAAACUUAUUACCAAUUUAGCAAAUGAAAAUAAAGAAAAGAAACCAAAGACACCAGAAGUUAUAGCUGAAGAGGAUCCAUCACCACCCGAUACCCCUGAUAUCUCUGGUCUUAGACAUUCAUUACACACAUUAAGACACAUAGGUGAAGUAAAUAUUAUAAAACAUGAAGAGUUGGAAUAUACCGAUAAAUUAGGUUCAGGAAGUUCAGGUAAAGUUUAUAAAGGUCUCUAUAAAGGUAAAGAAGUUGCAAUUAAAGUAUUAAAAUCAAUGACAGAAGCGAGAGAAAUAGAUGAAUUUAAGAAAGAAUUCCAAAUCAUGAGUGCUAUAAGAUCAAAGCAUGUUGUACAUUUUUAUGGAGCAGUAUUACAGCCAAAACUUUGUAUGGUUAUGGAAAAUUGCAUUAGAGGAAGUUUAUAUCAUGUAAUGAACGACGAAAAAUUAGAUAUUGGUUGGGAUAAAACCUUUAGAUUUGCCACCGAAGCUGCAAGAGGUAUAGCAUGCCUCCACAUGUGGGAGCCAAUGAUUGUUCACAGAGAUUUAAAGUCCUUAAAUCUUUUGGUCAACGAUAAAUGGGAAGUUAAAGUUUGCGAUUUUGGUUUAAGUCGUUUCAAUACAGGUUCAAAUUUAGAAACAUUGGUAAAGAUGAGAGGCACCUUUGCCUACUGUGCACCAGAGGUUUAUUUUGGAGAACAAUUUUCAGCCAGAUCCGAUGUCUAUUCAAUGGGUAUGAUUCUUUGGGAAUUGGUCACUAGAUGUAUAAAUGGUAGAUAUGAAAGACCUUUUUCAGAAUUUAAAAAUUUACAACACGAUUUCCAAAUUAUCAUUCAAACCGCAAAAAGGAACCUUAGACCCACUAUUCCAAAAGCAUGUCCUGUUUCUUUUUCACAAUUAAUUCAAGAUUGUUGGGACCCUUCUUCAGAAAAUAGACCAACUUGCAGCGAUAUUGUUAGAAGAUUAGCCGAAAUUGAAAAUGAAUAUAGAAUGAAUACACAACUAUGGAAUAGCUAUAUAGUUCCACUCCCAAAAAGUCAAGAUAAUUAAUAAAAAUAACAAUAACAGUAAUAACUUAUUUAAAUAAUAAUAAAAAAAAAAAUAAAAAAAAUAAAAAAAAAAAUUAU
Molecule: messenger RNA, 2454 nt
Organism: Dictyostelium purpureum
Lineage: Eukaryota; Evosea; Eumycetozoa; Dictyosteliales; Dictyosteliaceae
Exons: 3
Coding region: 458-2377 (639 amino acids)
Biological process (GO): protein phosphorylation
Molecular function (GO): protein binding; ATP binding; protein kinase activity
Source: RefSeq, a predicted model, not a curated record